This is a messenger RNA of Polychytrium aggregatum, 994 nucleotides long. RefSeq lists its product as uncharacterized. Gene Ontology annotation, biological process: mitochondrial translation. The record is from RefSeq and is a predicted model, not a curated record. The transcript has 2 exons. Gene Ontology annotation, cellular component: mitochondrial large ribosomal subunit. Gene Ontology annotation, molecular function: structural constituent of ribosome. Lineage: Eukaryota; Fungi; Chytridiomycota; Chytridiomycetes; Polychytriales. Bases 212 to 703 code for a protein of 163 amino acids.
UGGGGACAGCCAAGUGAACCAGCACCAAUCCGUCCUGUGGAAUCACUUGCUCUUGAGGGUGCCCCGCUUACUGCUCAUAGAGGACAUCUGCAUCCACGCGAUCGAGCAAUCCAGCAAUCCAGCAAUCCAGCAAUCGAGCAAUCUAACAGUCGAGCAAGCACACACAAAUACACAACACCAGAUCAUCGGGUCGAUCCUCCACACAUACACCAUGCGCUUUGCACCGCUAAAGUACAUUGAGCGACUGGCCGAGGCCGGUCUCAAGAAAAAUCUUAUUCCCGAGAAGGAUCUGGGCUCGCGAACCCGCAACGGCUCUGGAGCCUUUGUUCCGCAACUGCUCAAGCUGCACAUCUAUUACGAUCAUCCGCGCAUGGGCUACGGCGGCGACUCCAAGGGCACCGUCGAGUUCAUCAAGACACGGCUCACAUCGCUGGCACAGAAAUACAAGUACGUCGAGUUUGCCGUCCAGCCCCGGGUCAGCAACCCGCCCGAGGUCGUGGCCGUCUACGCCAACGGCAUCGAGAAGCGCUUCCCGCUGAAGCGCUUCCCCGCCAGUGCCGUUUAUGAAAAGAUCUCGACGCUGCUGGGAACCUCGAGCCGCGGCCCCACCAAGAGCCGAUCAGGCCGCCCCGUCAUCAGCAACGAGGAUCCGGUCGUCCACAGCUGGAACCCGUUCGACUCGGAGCACCGAUUCAAGCCUUGAGGUGGCGGGCCUCGUGGAUCCACCUCCCACUUCCGCUGCGUCACUCUCCGACCUCCAUUUCUUCUCAGCUGGCGGAGGGGUGGGCAGAAUGGAUCGAGCUUGACUCGCCUUCCCUCCUUUUGCCCCCUCCGCCCCUCUCGCCCUCACCACCAUCCACAACUUGCAUUCCGCAUAUGUUGGCUUCAUCCGCCCCCCCCUCCUCUUUAUGCCCAUUACGAAGCCGGACGCCCUGUUUUGAGUCGGGGCUGUCGUUGUUUUCUGGGACCCAAAUACACACCCAUGACCAACGCA